This is a messenger RNA of Sesamum indicum (sesame), 3599 nucleotides long. RefSeq names its product zinc finger BED domain-containing protein RICESLEEPER 1. Gene Ontology annotation, molecular function: protein dimerization activity; DNA binding. The record is from RefSeq and is a predicted model, not a curated record. Lineage: Eukaryota; Viridiplantae; Streptophyta; Magnoliopsida; Lamiales; Pedaliaceae.
CCCAACAGAGAUAAGCCCAAAAAAGGUCACUCAGUUUAGCGGGUUGGCGCCUUUGCAGAAAACGAGCUCUGUUUCCUCAUAUCCUCUCUUUCCACCUAACCAGAAGAGUUUCUCUCUUUCUUCCUCACACACAACACACACUCGAGGGACACAGAGCUUUUUCCGCUCAUCCAUGGACGCCAAGCUGCAUUGAAGAAACCCUAAGUUGCAGGGAAAUUGAAAUACCGUCCAGUUUCCAUAUUUGGUAGCAGAUAACAUUGUGGACUGAUGGAGAUCUCGGAAGAAGCUGUGAUUGUAAAUUCUAGUAGACUGAAAUCUGUUGUGUGGAAUGAUUUUGACAGAGUUAAGAAAGGAGAGACGUUUGCAGCUAUAUGUCGGCACUGUAAAAGAAUACUUAGUGGGUCAAGUACUAGCGGAACAUCUCAUUUGAGAAAUCAUUUGAUCAGGUGUCGUAGAAGAUCAAACCAUGAUAUAACUCAAUUAUUAACAAGGGGAAAGAGGAAGCAAAGCACCCUUGCGCUUACCAGUUUCAGUUAUAAUCAAGCUCCGGUAAAGAAUGAGGUAGUUACUGUUGCGAGUACAAAUUUGGAACAAGGGCUAAAAGUUGGAAAUAUUAACACAGGCAGUGUCAAUUUUGAUUACAGGAGAAGUCAGCUAGAUCUGGCACGUAUGAUUAUAAUGCAUGGAUAUCCCCUGGGCAUGGUUGAUGAUAUUGGUUUCAAGACAUUUGUUCGAAACCUUCAGCCCUUGUUUGAUCUAGUAACAGUUAGUGAAGUUGAGGCUGACUGUGUGGAGAUCUAUAAAAAAGAGAAACAAAGAGUGUAUGAAGAGUUGGAUAAAUUGCCUGGAAAAGUCAGCCUUACUGUUGAUAGAUGGGCUACUAAUGGAGGCACAGAGUAUUUGUGCUUGAUAGCUCAUUAUAUUGAUGAUUCUUGGGAACUAAAGAAGAAGAUUUUGAACUUUUUGGUUGUUGAUCCUACUCAGGCAGAAGAGUCGCUUUCCGAAUUAGUCAUGACAAGUCUUAGGAAUUGGGAUAUCGAUAGGAAGUUGUUCUCAUUGACUAUUGACAAUCGUUCGACCUAUGACAAAAUUGUCUGUAGAAUCAGAGACCAACUGUGUCAGCACAGGUUCCUUAUGUGUGAAGGCCAAUUAUUUGAUGUGCGAUGUGCAGCAAGUACUGUUAAGUUAUUGGUCCAUGAUGUCCUGGAAACAUCAGGUGAGAUAAUCAAUAAAGUUCGUCAAACCAUAGGAUAUGUUAAAGGUUCUCAGGGAACACAAGAAAAGUUCAAUGAGAUAGUAAAAUUAGUUGGUGUUAAUUGGCAGAAGGGCUUGUUUGUUGAUAAUCCAUUUCGAUGGAACUCAACAUAUAUGAUGCUUGAAGCUGCGUUGGAGUACAAAGAAGCCUUCCCUCAACUGCAAGAACAUGAUCCUGGCUUCUCAAUGUGUCCAUCUGGUUUAGAUUGGGACAGAUUGAGGGCUAUUACCAGCAUCUUGAAGUUCUUUCAUGAAGUUUCUAAUGUCUUUGUGGGACGCAAGCAUAUUACUGCAAAUUCCUAUUUUGCUGAGAUUUGUGAUAUUCAUUUGCAGUUGAUUGAAUGGUGCCAGAAAUCAGAUGAUUUUAUUAGCUCUUUGGCAUUGAAAUUAAAAUCAAAAUUUGAUGAAUAUUGGAAGAAAUGCAGCUUGAUUAUGGCAAUUGCAGCCAUCUUAGAUCCACGGUUUAAGAUGAAACUGGUGGAAUAUUACUACCCACAAAUCUAUGGUGAUAGCGCUCCAGAUUGCAUAGACAUUGUCUCCAAUUGUAUGAGAGCUCUUUACAGCGGUCAUGCUAUCUAUUCACCAUUAGCUGCUCAUGGUCAAAGCUCAGCUUCUGAAAGUAGUGGUAGUACUGUUAAGGAUAGACUUACUGGGUUUGACAGAUUCCUCCAUGAAACUUCACUUAGCCAAAACACAAAAUCAGACUUAGACAAGUAUUUGGAAGAACCGUUCUUCCCCCGCAGUGUUGAUUUUAGUAUAUUAAACUGGUGGAAAGUUCACGAACCAAGAUACCCUGUGCUUUCCAUGAUGGCCCGCAACAUAUUGGGGAUUCCAAUUUCAAAAGUUGCACAGGAAUCCCUGUUUGAUACUGGAGAUAGGGCCCUUGAUCAUUGUUGGAGCUCACUGAAAUCAGAUACUUUACAAGCUUUGAUGUGUUCUCAGGAUUGGAUGCGCAAUGAAUUAGAAGUAAUGGAUUCCAAAAGUUCUGGAACUCCUGUUUUUGCCUUGCGCUAUGAUGCAAAUUAGCAAAUCCUGCCCAAUUUUUUAGGAUGAGGUUUGGAAUUAAGGCCCUCAAGCGUAAUUCCUUGAGUGCCUGCCAUUUUGCUCACGAAGAGAGAGGCUAUCUGUAGUUCAAACCAAGCACAUCAAAGAUUUUCAACAAGCUUGGGGGCAGUUGCUGUUGGUGACUGGUGAUCAAGGUGUGAGACAUAGAUUAAUGUGCUUUUCUGUUAAUUUAUCUGCCUAUCAUGGAGAAGAAGAAAAGUUAAGAAACAGUCGAGACUAAAAAAUUCAAUUCAUCCAAUGCAACACUUAACGAACGUCUGUUUAAAUUUCAGCUAUUCCUAACCCCUGUUAGAUGAAUCUGGCAUGAGAUGCAUCGAACAGAUGGUAUAGGUUUUUUACGAUAAGGUUAGAUAAGGUGGAUGCCAAUAUUUGUCCAAGCUUUGUCAUUUUGCCAAUAACUAGUGCAUAGUUGCAGGAAAUUUUAAUUUAAUACUGACAUUUUUAGGUUACAUUGAACCUAGAAGUGAAAUUAUAUAUUUCCUUCUCCAUGUCAAAACUAACCUUAUUGUUGAAUGCAUAUGUUAGUCAGUUUUGUAAGCUUGAGCAAUCUGAAGUCAGUUGUUUUCCUCUCUUUGACUUGAUUAUAUGUACGAGGAAAUUAAUGAAAAGUGAUUGUUUGUGCGUGUAAAUGAUCGUCAUGAUUGUAAUGCACGAUGUCAAUUUGUAACAAGCUAUGCUGUUUGGAUUGCUGCAUUUGUUUAUCAAAGGUUCUGAACUUAAAAACAAGUGAAAAUUCCAUGAAAAAAUAGGGAAAAACUAUACUUGAGAUGUUCUAUUAUGAGAAUGGAUAAUUUGUGUCUUGCAUGUCAGAAGGACUAAAUUGAAAAUGAAGAUUAGGUAGCAUGGUGCAAAAAUAGGUGAGGCAGACAUCCUCUCUACUCACCUGGCACACCCCACCUCUAUUGCUUAAGCAUUAUUGAAAGUGGGGAUGGGCCUAACAAUGUGGUACAGUGAGUGGGGACCUAUCCAGUCCAUUGUUGUCAUAUCUGUCUAUCUAUCCUCAUAACUCUCUUUGCUUCUCUAUCUGUUUACAUCAUCCACUGGAGUACUAUGUUUUUGCAUAAUUUGGAUGGUCCACUACUCUUAAAACUUCAAACUCAUGGAUGUUGAUUAUGCCAGAAUCAUCUCGGCCUUCUGGCCCUUGUCCAGUGCGAAAGUAGCAGUUAGCACUCCUUUUCUUCUGUAUCAGUCGUCCCCAUUUUUGACUUUUACUAAUGCUUUCUGUGACCCUUAUGUAUACUGCGUUAUUCACAUGUAAUCUUCACAAAUCAUAUUCGUCU